AUGGGAGUGGAUGAGCUUGAGCAGCUAGAACUUCAAGUAGAUACAUCACUGAGGCAAAUAAGAUCCUUAAAGACCCGUUCGAUGCGUGAUCAACUCUCUGACCUCAAAACAAAGGAGGAAAUGAUAUUGGAAACCAACAGAAGUAGUGCUAUCAAAAUCUUAUAUGAAUCAGUCAAGGAGUGGGUAUCUUCAGGCCUUCACAGGGCAAUGUGGCAUUGCAGAUGA
Messenger RNA from Eruca vesicaria subsp. sativa (arugula), 225 nucleotides. NCBI's taxonomy places the organism in Eukaryota, Viridiplantae, Streptophyta, Magnoliopsida, Brassicales, Brassicaceae. The record is from the annotation of a GenBank genome assembly.